Molecule: messenger RNA, 801 nt
Organism: Glycine soja
Lineage: Eukaryota; Viridiplantae; Streptophyta; Magnoliopsida; Fabales; Fabaceae
Exons: 1
Coding region: 175-591 (138 amino acids)
Molecular function (GO): calcium ion binding
Source: RefSeq, a predicted model, not a curated record
AAGAAAUUAAACCAUUUCUCACUCAUUCAAAAUAAACAACCACUACCCAUUGCUAUAUAUAAACCCUAAUUAACCAACACAAGUCUCAUCGAUCCAAAACCAAUCACAUCAAAUUCCACUCAGUACUACUAAUUUCUCUUUCCGUUGUUGUUUGUCCCCUUAAGAGAAGAAAACAUGAGUGUGGAAAUUCUUGACGGUGCAACCAUCGUAGGUUUCGUGGAGGACGAGGAAGUCUUCAACGUGUGCGUGAGCGACCUCUUUUCUCAACUGGACACCGACAAGGACGGUCUUCUCUCUUACGCGGAGAUGCUGAAGGAGUUGCAGAGGCUGAGGGUGUUCGAGACCCACUUCGGCGUCGACGUGAAGCGUGACCCAGAUGAACUUGCACGUGUGUACGAGUCCCUGUUUGUGCAAUUCGACCACGACUUGAAUGGAAGGGUUGAUCUCCAAGAAUUUAAAGAGGAAACGAAGCAGAUAAUGCUUGCCAUGGCGAAUGGACUUGGAUCUCUCCCUGUUCAAAUGGCCCUUGAACAUGAUAGCCUCCUCAUGAAAGCCGUUCAACGAGAGUACUUUCCCAAAAUUGCCGCUUAAUUAAGAAUUAAUAGAAGAUAAUUAUUACUAUUCAUCAUUUAUACGCUUUGUUACGUUUUAAUUUUGUGUCAUUAAUUCAGUGGUUUAUUGUAAGUUUGUGUUUUGAUUAUUAGUUUUAUUUUAUUGUAGUUGUUGGCCAGUUGGGUCAAUGUCAUCGAUCAAUUAGAAAUGAGAAACUAAAAUCCCCUGGAAUAUUAUUUUUGUUGGUUC